AUACAGAGUCGUAUACAAGGAGGGUUUACCGAGUUGCGUCUACACUGAUCCGAAUCGUUGGCGUGCAAUAGUUCAUUGGUUGAUAAUAGACUGACUGCAAUAGUUCAUAGCUGCCAUAAUGUUGGGCAGCACAACCACACUGGUAAUUUUCACACUAACGAUGACGUUCCAAGCAAAUUCAGAGAACGCUUUGGAUUUUUGUGAAAGAUCUGAAAGUUGCCUUCAUCAACAAUAUCAUAGUCUCUCUUCGAGCAACCGAACUCAUUUCCCUCUGAGUUUAUCAUGCCGCAAGCUGAUCGAUGCCCUCCCCCUUGAUGAGAUUGAUGGCAACUUUGUUCGCACAGUGAAAAGAUGUAUAUUUUCAAAGUCACAGCCUACAAAACUCUUGGGCCCCCUUACAUUAGCUGCAGUAUCAAGGGAUGUGUUGGAACAUAUAUUGGAUUUACAUCUUUCCGUAACGCAGUCUGAAGACUUUGUCCAUUACAUGAGUGGCGGUAAACUGUUGCCUGGGUCUGUCCCUCUUGCCCACAGAUACGGAGGCCAUCAGUUUGGCUACUGGGCUGGACAGUUAGGAGAUGGCCGUGCACAUUUACUUGGUGCAUAUGUGAACAAAAAAGGGGAGAGAUGGGAACUUCAGCUAAAAGGUUCUGGAAAGACUCCUUACUCAAGAUCAGGAGAUGGACGAGCUGUGAUACGAUCCUCUGUCAGGGAGUUUCUGUGUAGUGAGGCAAUGCACUUCCUUGGUAUUCCCACUAGCCGAGCCCUCAGCCUAAUAGUAAGUGAGGAGCCUGUUUGGAGGGACCAGUUUUAUAAUGGAAACAUGAAAAAAGAAAGAGGUGCAGUUGUCCUUCGACUGGCAGAAUCAUGGUUCCGUAUCGGAUCGCUGGAGAUUUUGGCCAAAACAGGAGAGGAAGACUUGCUGAGGCAGUUGUUGGACUUCAUAAUUGAGGAACAUUUUGCAUUCAUAAGAACAGAUGACCCAAACAAGUAUGUGGUUUUCUUCUCUGUUGUGGUAAAUGAAACCGCUCACUUGCUAGCACAGUGGAUGUCUGUAGGGUUUGCACAUGGGGUUUGCAACACAGACAAUUUUAGCCUUCUGUCUGUCACCAUUGAUUAUGGGCCAUUUGGAUUUAUGGAGUCAUACAACCCAAAUUUUGUGCCCAACAUGUCUGAUGACGAGGGGAGAUACAGCAUAGGAGCACAGGCUAAUGUUGGCCUUUUCAAUCUUGAGAAGCUUUUUGAAGCUCUCAUUCCAUUGCUGACGUCAGAUCAGCUGCACCGAGCGCAACAAGUACUGAAACAUUACCCACAAAUAUACCACAGAAGAUUUCACGAUCUAUUUAAGGCAAAAUUGGGUUUGCUUGGGGAUGAAAAGAAUGAUUCUUAUCUAAUUGCAUUCCUUUUGAAGCUGAUGGAGGACACUGGAUCUGACUUUACCAUGACCUUCAGACAGCUCAGUGAAGUGAGUGUCAUGCAACUGCAAAAAGGGACCAUCCCACAGGCGAUGUGGGCUCUUCAGGACCUUGCCUCCCAUGUCUUUUUCUCAGACUGGGUCAACUUAUACCUGCUGAGACUCAGAAGGCAGAUGGGUGAUUCAGAUGAAGAUCGGUGGUCCAGAAUGAGAAAGGUUAAUCCGAGGUAUAUUUUGAGGAACUGGAUGGCAGAGUCUGCAAUCAGAAAAGCGGAGAAAAAUGAUUUCUCAGAGGUGGAACUGCUCCAGCAGAUUCUAACACACCCAUUUAAGGAGCAGGAUGUGGCAGAGAAAGCUGGGUAUGCCAACCGCCCCCCACCAUGGGCAGCGCAGCUGAUGGUCAGCUGCUCCUCUUGACAGAUUCCUCUUCAACUAGUAUAUGACUGGAUCUUUAUAAUAGGUUUAGAUUUAACUGAGAUCUUUGAAAGGAUUUCAGAAAUUGUACACUGUCAGAUUUUGUUCCCAUUUCUCAGGGUUGUUAUGCUCUGUUGCAAUGGCAGUUCUGAACCCUUUGAUGAACUGGAAUAAACAUCAUUUAUUCAGCCAGAGAGUAAAUAGCAAAG
Messenger RNA from Chanos chanos (milkfish), 2034 nucleotides. RefSeq names its product protein adenylyltransferase SelO-like. Lineage: Eukaryota; Metazoa; Chordata; Actinopteri; Gonorynchiformes; Chanidae. The transcript is spliced from 19 exons. The record is from RefSeq and is a predicted model, not a curated record. The coding region runs from base 119 to 1828 and encodes 569 amino acids.